UACGUUUAGUUGGGUGUUCACAAGUUGCCGAGACAUCGUGCUGUGCGGCUGAGUGACAUCCGCAUUCGACGUACGUUGCAGACUGUUCUAGAGGUGCACACGCGCAGAACAUCACGUUCGUCGGAUUGCGUGUCGUGAGUCAUUGUUGUGUUGACAGUUGAACCAGGUCGGUCCUCGUGUCACCGUCGGCCACCUAACAGGCGUACAGGCAGGUCGCAUUUUUGUACGCGACGCGUUUUAUACGAGUCACCGCGCAGUAGUAGUGGUCGAAACACACCUUUUUGCGUCUCAACUACGAACCGAUAUCGCGAGACGAUAAAAUACGCCGCGUGUGUCGUAAACGGAGUUGGGUGGUUUCGAAGUGGAGUUGGAACAAUCGGCUGGCGAGCCACUAUCAUAAGAGUGCAAUAAAAUAAACGAGCCACCUUAAAUGAAUUUCUAAACUCGGCCGGGUAUGGUUAUGUAACGGUAGUGAAAAACUAGACACGGGAGUGUUUGGUGAGAAAGAGAAACAUUUUGAGCUAAGACUGUGUAAGAAGCGACGGUAGAGUCAAUAAGACUGCUCUCCAGUCGCACGAGGCUCUUUUCCUAUACGAGACAGGAGCUAAACUUUUAGUUGGCCACGCAGUCAGUUUCGCGGCAUCGAUGGUGCGAAGUUCGACGACAAUGGAGCAGACGUUCUACGAGGAGACGAGCGUCUACGGCGUGGUGAAUCGCGAGAACAACGUGGGCCAAUUGAAGCGUAAUCUUACAUUAGACCUGAAUGGAUGUCAGAGACAGGGCCCGCAGGCGAAGAGGCCACGACUCGGACCUCUGCCACCAGCGCUUAACAACGUGGCACCUAUUUUAAGCUCACCGGACUUGAACAUGUUGAAACUGGGCUCGCCGGAACUGGAGAAAUUCAUCAUCGCUCAGCAAGAUAGCCUCGUAACGAAUUUACCAACGCCCACGCAGAUCUUGUUCCCUAAGGCGGUCACCGAGGCGCAAGAAUUGUACGCGCGUGGUUUUGUCGAGGCAUUGAACGAGCUCCAUCAUUCGGACAGUUCGCAAGAACCUGGUAGUAUCCAUGGAGCAACGUACACGACUCUGGAACCACCUAGCAGCGUGCAGAGUACGGAAUCGUCGGUGAGCCAAGGUCUAAUGCAGAUCAAGGAUGAACCACAAACGGUACCUAGCGUGUCGAGUUCGCCACCAAUGUCACCGAUCGACAUGGAGAACCAGGAGAGGAUCAAGCUGGAGAGGAAACGUCAGAGGAACCGCGUGGCAGCGUCCAAGUGUCGCAGACGCAAAUUGGAGCGCAUCUCCAGGCUCGAGGACAAGGUUAAACUACUCAAGGGCGAGAACACGGAAUUAAGCGCCGUGGUGCAUAAGUUAAAGGAGCACGUGUGUCGAUUGAAGGAGCAGGUGAUGGACCACGUGCAUUCGGGUUGCCAGAUCAUGGCCGUGUCCGGUCAAUUCUGAACCGACGACACCUCCCUGAUGGGACUCUCCAACGUGUAUUGUUUUAUUGGACGAUGACCCAUACUUCUGACCGAAAGGGAAAAUCUCCCGCCAGAGGAAGCUUCCAUGGGAAUUGGUGUCGUCGCCCAUCGAAAAAACGUCGUUUUCAUUUCACGGCCUCCUCGUUUCCGGGAUAAAGAAGGACAGUGAACAUGUGUAACGGCGUGAGAGAAACAGGGAGUGCCUUGAUGUGCCGUCGCGAGAUAAAGAUGUAAGCGCUUUCCAAAAAGGACACGAAAUAUGUACAAAAUACCAUCUGUAUCUGUGUGGGGGGCUCGUUCACGCACGUGAAAUGCGUGCCGUGUGUGUGUGUUGGAGGGCGAUCGUGAGAGAGAAAGGAAAGGACGAAAGACCAGGAUAGAGAUAGGUAGAGAGAGGGGGAGCACCUUGAACAGUGCAUUGAAAAGGAGGAGUAGGGGCGUAGAAGAGCGACGAGGAUCGACGAAGAAAAGGAGAGAGUGGGUGGGACUUGGUGGAGGAGAGAGGGACCUUGCGGCGCGGCCAUUUUGGAGAACCGCGAGUACUGGCGGGAGAUUCGAAUCUCCUGGCCAUUAGAAUUUUUCCAUUCUAAUAAUGUAUAUUCGCCGAGGGGGGGGAAAAUUUUCUGCGACGGUCGAUCUGGUCUCGAUUCGUUGUUUUUGCAGGCUCGAUCGCGCCGUUCUUUCUUUCAUUUUUCUCUCGAGGAGAAUAAUAAUACCUCUUUGCAUUCUUUGUAAUCGAUCCACGUAGAUUGUGAUCGCUUGCGUUGUUUCUGUUUCUUUUUUAACGAACGCGUGCUAUUAGUGAGUAAGAUCGUCGUUAAUCGCGAGAACUUCCGAAUCGUAAUUCGAUUCGAGGAUCGAUUUAGAACGAUCCUUGUUUGUUCAGGAUUUCGUGGCAAUCUUGUUUUCUUUUUUUCUUUUUAACGUUCAACACGUUCGCGAGACACAGAUACUUUUCAUCGUUUCUUUCCAUCUUUCUUCUUUGUCUCAUCGAACAGCAAUUUUUAAUCGAAUCAAAAGAUGCUUCUCUCGAAGAAUGCUCGUAGAUUGUAUGUAAAUAAAAGAUACGCUAUCCACGUAUUCACGCGCAGAGUAACAACUAAAAUUAGGCUAAUUGUAAGAUCCAUUCGGGAGGGACGAAUGUGUCAAAUGCGUGAACAAAAAGAGGCGAGAUAAACAACCGAGAAACAAAGUGCUUUCGUAUCGAUUGCAAUCGAUAGUAACAGAGCUGUUUUUCUGUUUUCUUUUUUUCCGGUGCGUAUAGGACAAAUCAACAACGAGGAUUACGAUCGUUGUAAGGUGCUGUUCAGACUCUUCGUUCAGUUUCUUUUAUUAUACUCUGGUACUUGUUUUGAAAUUGAAAAACGGCGAGCUUACGAGAUUCUUCGAUUGCAAUCGAUCUUUCAGGGUGGAAACCCUCGUUGAACCCCCGUUCUUUUUUAUUUUAUAAUAGGACAACCAUUGUUUUAAGGCUGUACAAAAUAGGGUAACGUUUGGAGGAAUUGCGGGCGUUGAGGUCACCGUUUCGGAUUAGAUCUUUAUUUUUUUGCGUUUCGAUGCAUCCCUGAAGAAAUUCGAACACCUUAUGAAUGUCGUGUCUAACAGCUUAUCGACGAAUGACAAUUCUCUAUUUUUCAAAUUUUACAAAAUCUAUGCCUUUUGCAGCGAAAAAAAAAAUAUAUUUUCAAAUUUACCUAAGAAUUAACUAUCGAAUUAAUUAGCGUAAUCCGUGCAGAUAAGGUGUUAAGAUGUCGACUUUCCGCGAUAAGAAUACCCCAAAUCUUUCCCUUACGUUUAUAUUCGUAGCUUUUAAGGCGGAAUCUGCACGUAACAAGUCGUGUUCCCCAUUUUUGUCGUUCUUUCUUCACGGUUCCCCGAUACUUUUCAUCGCCUCGGAACCUUCUUUUCGUCAUAUGUGCAUCUAGUCUUGUCCAGUAUGCCCUCGUAACUUAUGCACACCGCGUGCUACGUGCAGAUCCGCAUAAAAUGUACACGUACAUAUACACACACACGAUUCGAUUGUGUUACCACAUGCGACGACAAGAUGCAUUUAAGGGAAACAGAAAGGAUAUUGAAAGGGGGGUUCUUUUGUUCGGAUACGUUCAAGGAAUACCGAACGAUUCAUUAUUUUCUUUGCUUUCUUUUUUUAAUAAAAGGAGCACGUGGUAACAGAAUCGUACAGGUUCACCGUAGUGCCAUUAAGCACGGAAUCACCGUAAUAAGGAAAAUUAAAAACGCGCAACCUUUUUCGAGGAAAAUAUUUUGUUAGAGAUAGGUUUCAACCCUUUGCGGUCCAAAUUGUGCUUCCCAAUUGUUAGAAUAUCUGUGAAAUUGAACAAUUCUGACUGACAUCGUUAAGAAUAUUUAUUAAUGAAAUUUUCUCUCUUUAUUCCUCUUUUUUAAUUCUUUGACUAGGUUCGUAAUCCUCGUUGCAGUCAACGUGUGUUAACUGAAAGUUGUUUUAAAUAUGUUUGAUUUGUUAGCAAAGUUUGAUCUAACGUAUAGAAUAAAUGGUCCGCAAAAGGUUAAUUGAUAAACUCGAUGUAACUCGAGGAGAUUGCGAUUCGAGGAAAGAAGAGAAUUAAUUGAUACGCUAUUUUUGGACACUCGUAUAAGGGAUCAUCGGAACGAUCGGUUCAAACGAAGGGAAGGAAUGCAAUAUUAAAGAAAUUUCUUUUUUUUUCUUUUAUAAUUUUAUUAUUCAUUGAUCUAUCGCUUCCCCUCCUUUGACAAACGACUUUCGACACAUAAUUUGACAAUUUCUAACGCGUCUACAGGAUGUAAUUUAACACAUUGACGCCAAACUUAUAUGGAAUGAAAUUUUAUUAUUUUGCAUGAAAAAUGGUCAAAAGUUAUAUUAUUCUAUUGAAAAAUUUCAAGAGUUCCGAAAUAUAAUUUUUCAACGCUUCAACGAUUGAUUACAAAUUAUCUUUUAUUUAUUCCUCUACGAAUCUUCUUUUUUAUUGUAUUAUUCCCAAUCGUCAUUGAAGCGUUUGUCGAAUGUUAAAUUUCAUCCUGUACAUUAAUCUCUGUUAACAUUAUAAUAUAAGUUACGUUUUCUCUUGCUUAAAGCCACGUUUCUUUUUCUUUAAUUUAUUCUGAGAUCAUAUUCGUUGUAUUACGAGUGAGUUCCCUCGAUGAAAGGUCUCUUCGGUGUAUUCUUUUUUUUUGUAGUAUUCGAAAGCUUUUUACCUGGUAGAAGAGGAAGAAAGUAAGACAUAGAGAGAAGAAGGUAAAAAGGAGAGAAUUUCGCAAGUCUCCUUUGUACCUUUUUUCCCCCGGAGGUCUUUUGUGAUGGAAAUACAAUGAAGUAGAAAGAAAUUAUGAAUCUUAGAGACGUUUCUUCGUCUCGGGAAUCAGCCAUCACGUACGGCGUGCCUUUUUCUCAAAGUAAUAAAAAAAUAAUCAAAAGGAAAGGAGAUACCGCAUCGACAAAGAUUUCAAGUUCUUCUCGAACUUCACGAUCUUCCCUUUUGUUCUUUAUUUUUCGUUAAGGGAGAAUCGUGGCGGUUCGAACACUUGUUAUCGCGAAAUUUUUGAUCUUUCUUUUAACGGUUAAGAGUUUGCGAAGAGACGAUAUUAUUAGGUCGUUCCAUAAACGAUUAACUUCUAUCUCCACACUUUUUCAAGAAAUUUUUGUGCAAUCCUUCAGGCAAAUUUCCAGCAUAGAAAAUUGUUAAUAGGAAAUACAGAGAAAUAGAAGUGAGGAAAAUAUUAUUUAUGGAAUGAUUUAAUAAUGAUAUGCCAGUUAAUUGGUAAGCGAGAAAAGCGAUGGCACAAAAAAAAUGUAUGAAAGUAAAGCAAGAAACCACAAUGUGAUUUAGUCAGUAAGCAAAAAC
This is a messenger RNA of Osmia lignaria (orchard mason bee), 5320 nucleotides long. RefSeq names its product Jun-related antigen (gene Jra). Gene Ontology annotation, biological process: regulation of cell cycle; regulation of cell population proliferation; regulation of transcription by RNA polymerase II. Gene Ontology annotation, molecular function: RNA polymerase II cis-regulatory region sequence-specific DNA binding; transcription factor binding; DNA-binding transcription factor activity, RNA polymerase II-specific. Gene Ontology annotation, cellular component: transcription regulator complex. The record is from RefSeq and is a predicted model, not a curated record. NCBI's taxonomy places the organism in Eukaryota, Metazoa, Arthropoda, Insecta, Hymenoptera, Megachilidae.